This is a messenger RNA of Loxodonta africana (African savanna elephant), 3525 nucleotides long. RefSeq names its product SPT20 homolog, SAGA complex component (gene SUPT20H). Gene Ontology annotation, cellular component: SAGA complex. The coding region runs from base 763 to 3162 and encodes 799 amino acids. Lineage: Eukaryota; Metazoa; Chordata; Mammalia; Proboscidea; Elephantidae. The record is from RefSeq and is a predicted model, not a curated record. Gene Ontology annotation, biological process: regulation of transcription by RNA polymerase II. The transcript has 24 exons. Gene Ontology annotation, molecular function: transcription coregulator activity.
AUUACCAUCAUUUAAUGCAUUUCUUCUAGACACUGAGCUAGAAACCCUAUAUUAUAGGUUCUUCACAUAUAUUAGGAACUUCUAAGUUGAUGUUAAGUACCAAACCCCACCCCGCUCCCAAUUUUCAGGAUUCGUAUCAGAUAGGAGAGUUGCCUUUGUUUCUAUCCUUUAUGGCCAGUAGAUUUUCCUGGAAAACCCUGGUGGCGUAGUGGUUAAGGGCUACAGCUGCUAACCAAAGGGUUGGCACUUCAAAUCCGCCAGGCGCUCCUUGGAAACUCUAUGGGGCAGUUCUACUCUGGCCUGUAGGGUCGCUAUGGGUCGGAAUCGACUCGACGGCAUUGGGUUUUGGCUUUUAGAAUGUAGAAGAAAUUGGGGUUUCUACGUUGUGGAGUUCAAGCCUGGCCAUACACUUUGGCUUCUGCUUCCGAUCACCCGUUACAGCCUUGACAAUCCUGUGGAGCAGUUCUGCUCUGCACACAUCGGUUUGCCGUGAGUGGGCAUUGACCUGUAGGCAACAAACAACAAAAAUAGUGGCAGCUACCUCAUCCAACCCUGUGUAUCAGCCUCACAAGCAUAAACCACGGAAACAGCCUUAGCAUUUCUUAACUAGUUUGUUGCCGUAAUCAGGUGCCCAAGACUGCCACCUGUUUUUUCUUUUAACAUACCUUCUUUAGCAUACAGUGGGGUGGAGGAGAGAAAUAAAAUAUAUUAGACCCGUUUUAAAAAAUAGAACAAUUUUAAAUACUUAAUUAGAACUCUUGAAUGUAUAUUCAAUUAUUUAUUGUGAAAAUAACUAAUAUUACCAAAUACACUAUUUACUUUUUACAGCAACAAGCUUUAGAACUAGCUUUGGAUCGUGCAGAGUAUGUCAUUGAAAGUGCCCGACAGAGACCUCCUAAAAGGAAAUACUUAUCUAGUGGAAGAAGAUCUGUAUUUCAAAAACUUUAUGACCUGUACAUUGAAGAAUGUGAAAAAGAGCCAGAGGUAAAGCAGAAAUUAAGAAGAAAUGUGAACUUGUUAGAGAAGCUUCUCAUGCAGGAGACAUUGUCAUGUCUAGUGGUUAACCUCUACCCAGGAAAUGAGGGAUAUUCUCUGAUGCUAAGGGGGAAAAACGGAUCCGAUUCUGAGACCAUUCGAUUGCCUUAUGAAGAGGGGGAAUUGCUUGAAUAUUUGGACGCAGAAGAAUUACCUCCUAUUUUGGUUGAUCUCCUGGAAAAAUCUCAGGUUAAUAUUUUUCAUUGUGGAUGUGUCAUAGCAGAAAUACGUGAUUACAGGCAAUCCAGUAACAUGAAAUCUCCUGGUUACCAAAGUAGGCAUAUUCUUUUACGUCCAACAAUGCAGACUUUAGUAUGUGAUGUACAUUCAAUAACAAGUGAUAACCAUAAAUGGACACAGGAAGACAAACUGUUGCUUGAGAGCCAGCUGAUCUUGGCUACAGCGGAACCACUGUGUCUUGACCCAUCUGUAGCAGUAGCCUGCACUGCAAACAGACUGCUCUAUAACAAGCAGAAGAUGAACACACGCCCACUGAGACGGUGUUUCAAGAGGUAUUCUAGAUCCUCUCUCAAUCGGCAGCAGGAUCUGUCUCAUUGCCCACCUCCUCCACAGCUAAAAUUACUUGAUUUCUUACAAAAAAGAAAAGAAAGAAAAGCAGGUCAGCAUUAUGACCUCAAAAUCUCUAAAGCAGGAAAUUGCGUAGAUAUGUGGAAGCGGAGUCCUUGUCAUUUGGCCAUACCUUCUGAAGUGGAUGUAGAGAAAUACGCUAAAGUAGAGAAGUCUAUCAAAUCUGAUGAUUCACAACCGACUGUAUGGCCAGCCCAUGAGGUAAAAGAUGAUUAUGUAUUUGAAUGUGAAACUGGUAAUCAGCAUCAGAAAACAAAGUUGACCAUUAUGCAGUCACUUGGUGAUCCACUUUACUAUGGUAAAAUACAGCCGUGUAAAGAAGAAGAGGAAAGCAGUAGCCAGAUGUCUCCAUCCCACUCCUCCACAGAUGAGCAUUCAAAUUGGUUCAUUAUUGGAUCAAAAACUGAUGCUCAGAGGGUGGUCAAUCAGUACCAGGAGUUGGUCCAGAAUGAAGCCAAGUGUCCAAUCAGGAUGUCACACAGCUCCAGUGGCUCAGCCAGUCUGAGUCAGCACUCUCCAGGGAAAGAAACAGAACAGCCUGAGACCGUGUCAGUUCAGUCUUCAGUGCUGGGAAAGGGAGUAAAGCAUCGGCCUCCACCCAUCAAACUUCCCUCAGGCCCAGGAAACAGUUCCUCAGGUAACUAUUUUACUCCACAGCAGGCAAGCAGCUUUCUUAAAUCUCCAACUCCUCCUCCUGCUUCUAAGCCACCAAGUCUGUCUCGGAAGUCAUCUGUGGAUCUCAGCCAAGUUAGCAUGCUUUCUCCAGCUGCGUUGUCACCUGCCAGCUCAUCACAGAGAACCACAGCCACCCAAGUCAUGGCAAACUCUGCUGGAGUUAACUUCAUCAAUGUGUUGGGCUCUGUUUGUGGAGCCCAGGCUUUGAUGAGUGGUUCAAACCCCAUGCUGGGCUAUAACACUGGUGCCGUGACCCCUGCGGGGAUCCAGCUGAGUGGACUUCUUCCCUCAGGAGGUCUGCUACCAAAUGCACUGCCAGCUGCACUGCCAGCUUCUCAAGCAGGUGUUCCAUUUGGUUUAAAAAAUACUUCAAGUCUAAGGCCCUUAAAUCUACUCCAGCUUUCCAGUGGCUCGCUCAUUUUUAACACUCUGCAGCAGCAGCAGCUCUCUCAGUUUACUCCACAACCACAACCUCAGCAACCCACAGCUUCUAGUCCUCAGCAGCCAGGGGAACAGUGUUCUGAACAAGGUUCAGCCAGUCAAGAGCAGGCCUUAUCCGCUCAGCAAGCUGCUGUCGUUAACCUUACUGGAGUAGGGAGUUUUAUGCAGUCCCAAGCAGCUGCGUUGUCUCAGCUUGGCUCUGCCGAGAACAGACCUGAGCAAAGCCUUCCUCAGCAGAGAUUCCAGCUCUCCUCUGCCUUUCAACAGCAGCAGCAACAGAUACAACAGUUGCGAUUCUUGCAGCACCAAAUGGCCGUGGCGGCAGCAGCAGCACAAACAGCUCAGCUACGUCGUCAUCGGCAUACAGGCAGCCAGUCAAGAAGUAAGAUGAAGAGAGGCACGCCAACCACUCCACAAUUCUGAGUCUUGCAUUAUUUAUUUUUUCUCCUCUUUGAAAAGACAAGAGCAUCGAAUCAAAAGGAUUCUGAGUUUUUACUGCAUUUUUGUUUUGUCAGUGUUUUACAUUGAUAGAUGUACCAACUUUAUACAGAAGGACAACCCUACAAUUUUUAAGUAAAAACAGGGAAAUGAUUUAAUGAGCUAGGGAUGGUUUGCCUAAGUCAUUGCUUUGUAAAAAAAAAAGGUUCCACCGUACAUAAUAUGUACAGAAGUGGCCUAAGAAAUUCUAGAAACACCUUUCAAAAGACUGUAGUUUGCUAUUUAUUUAGUAUAAAAGGUUUGUGCACUGUGCUGACAAAUACAGUUUUUACAGAUCUGUUUGGAAAA